AUGCCUUUGACUCUUAAAAUUCCUCUGGUACUUGCGACUGCAGCCUUCUAUGAUCGAGCGUUCACUCCGCCGUCCACAUCGGAAACCCAGGACGAGCAAAAGAGAGCUCUUCGAGCUUCUUCUGUGACGGUGGCAGAAAGGCUGAUCCCAGCGGCGACGCUCACGGCGAAGGUGUUAUACUGGACCUUGAGUGUCGCCGAAGUGGCAAGCCUUCUUGCCCUUCGACUGCCGCAGUACCGAGCCUCCUCGCAUAUUCGCCACACAUUUGCCCUCAAUGGUGCUUCGCAGCAAGCACUCACAUCCCUUGUCCAUCCGUCUACAACGAACAUCGUCGGCUCCUUACUUAUCAUUUUCGGGGCUCUCAUCCGUCUGCGCUGCUAUCGCGAGAUGGGACAUCACUUCACCUUCCGCCUCUCACUUCGUCAAGAUCAUGAGCUCGUCACUACCGGGCCAUACAGCGUCGUACGCCACCCCAGCUAUACCGGAGGGCUCAUGACAACCGUCGGGCUCAUCUUGACGCUUGCUGGACGUGGUUCAUGGUUGAGGGAAGUUGGUCACAACACUGCGUUCGGGAAGGUGUGUGCCGGGGUGUUGGUGGUGACCAUCGGGUUCUGUCUGAAGGCGUUCCUGAGAGGUGGUCAGGAGGAUGCGUACAUGAGAAAAGAGUUCAAAGCCGAGUGGGAGGCUUGGGCUAAGAUAGUUCCGUAUCGCUAUGUGCCAGGCCUCUACUAA
Messenger RNA from Stereum hirsutum FP-91666 SS1, 732 nucleotides. RefSeq lists its product as uncharacterized. The transcript is spliced from 2 exons. The coding region runs from base 1 to 732 and encodes 243 amino acids. NCBI's taxonomy places the organism in Eukaryota, Fungi, Basidiomycota, Agaricomycetes, Russulales, Stereaceae. The record is from RefSeq and is a predicted model, not a curated record.